This is a messenger RNA of Halichondria panicea, 1204 nucleotides long. RefSeq lists its product as uncharacterized. The transcript has a single exon. NCBI's taxonomy places the organism in Eukaryota, Metazoa, Porifera, Demospongiae, Suberitida, Halichondriidae. The coding region runs from base 185 to 1204 and encodes 339 amino acids. The record is from RefSeq and is a predicted model, not a curated record.
CCUUGAAUCGAGGCUAGUAAAACCAUAGAUGAAGGAAGAGAAAGGGAUUGGAAACGAUGGGCGUGGUUGAAUCUAGGCGCGUUACGGUGAUGUAAUCAUUUCACUGAGACAUUGCGCGCGAGAUUGGCGCCUAAAAAUAUAGCACACAGUAUUGCACACAGGUGAAGCUAUAUAGCUAGAAGAGAUGGCUGUGGAAAUUGUCACUACCUCACUAGAAGCAGUGAAACAAAGCAUGUCUUCUUGCCAUGAAAGGUCUACUAAGGCAAGGCAUGCAGCACAACUCAUAUUGGACAAGCAGAAACUGAAAGAGCCAGAAAUACUGGCUUGUUUUGAGAAGUUCAGCUCAGAACUCGUAAAUUACUUCCAAUCUGAAAUAAAGUCUUCCACUGCAAGACUACGAUCAUUGAGCUCAAAGAAGGAAAGGCUAUGGUCUCUAUUUCAUAGAAUAAGAAUGAAAGACUGCCUCACUUUGAUGUGGGAAACAUUGGCAACCAAACUUAAUGUGAGUGAUAACGACCCUCUAUUAAAGCAGUCGCUGUUUGAAAAGGUGUAUGAAAAAUGCUUGUAUACAUACUUUGCUAAAUAUCGUUGUGCACACACUGACGUUAAAGAGGAUAACGUUGAACUCACUACACAUGAAGCUAACGUUGUUCGAUAUGUUGGUGGUUAUGUUGCCCGCACAUUGCUCAAAAGACAUGAAAAGAAAGAUGGUGAUGUAGAGUCUCAGUAUAUACAGUGUUUAGGUGAUAUGGCAGUUGAAUUCGAAGAAGGAGAAGGAGAUGAUGUGCUAGCCUAUACCCGUAAAUGGCUAGAACAAACUAAUAGAGGUGGUCUUUUCCCAAUCAAUGAUACAUCAUUUUCAUUGUUUGCUCACAUAGAAACUUGUGUUCGUUCUUUGCUCCCUACAUAUCUACGUACCACAUGUACAAAUAGUGAUAAAGACAAAUUUCAAGAGAAUGUUCUCAAGAAAAUAUUGGAAAACGAAGAGUUGCAGUUUUACUGGGCUCUGUUAAGCCUAGAUAUUAGUAAUCUUGAAGACAGUGAACAGCUUUUGUCGGAAAUUGUACAGCUUUGGAUAACAAUUCGUGGUUUCUCAAUUGUGGCAACAUGGAUGGAAGUGUAUAAGACAGAUCAAAAGAGAAACACCCAAAAAUCAACAGGACUACGAAAGUCUGUCAGUGGGACUUCAAGUUCUAGUAGCUAG